This is a messenger RNA of Gaeumannomyces tritici R3-111a-1, 2010 nucleotides long. RefSeq lists its product as hypothetical. Gene Ontology annotation, cellular component: cytosol; cytoplasm; mitochondrion. The record is from RefSeq and is a predicted model, not a curated record. Gene Ontology annotation, biological process: tetrahydrofolylpolyglutamate biosynthetic process. Bases 467 to 1576 code for a protein of 369 amino acids. NCBI's taxonomy places the organism in Eukaryota, Fungi, Ascomycota, Sordariomycetes, Magnaporthales, Magnaporthaceae. The transcript has 2 exons. Gene Ontology annotation, molecular function: tetrahydrofolylpolyglutamate synthase activity; ATP binding.
GUUGGCCCCUUGCAAACAACCCUCGCAAAGUUGAGACCGUGUCGCGCGACGCGUUUCCGUCCAACGGUGCACGUCUCGACAAUGUCCUACAAGGAGGCAGUCCGUCUUGCCGCCACGCGGUUUAAAAACAUCAAGUAUGUGCCCGCCGCCGAGGUCCAGCUGCAGCCUGGCCGGCUCGACCUCACCAAGGUCAGGCGGUGGGUGAAGGCCCUGGGUCUUGAGGUGCGCAUCUCUGCCGUCGGCGAACCUUGUCCCCGCGAGUGCCAUUGCCUGACUUGACGUCGGUGCCCCCGACUAUGGGCUGCAGCGGACGUCUUUCGAUGUAAUCCACGUCACCGGCACCAAGGGCAAGGGCAACACGUGUGCGUGGACCCAGGCCCUCCUGCAGUCCUACUUCCGCUCCAACUCCAUCGCCGCCAGGGUCGGCCGCUAUACCUCGCCGCACCUCACCACGCCGCGCGAGCGCAUGGUGAUCGGCUCGUCCUUGGUGUCGGAGGCGGUUUAUGCCGACCGCUUCUUCCACGUCUGGAACACCAUCCUCGCCGAUGUUGGCGGCAAGGAAGAUGAAAUGCCAGGUUUCCUGCAGCUCAUGGCUCUCCUCUCGGCUGAUGUCUUUGCGCAUGAGAAGGUCGACGUAGUCGUCUACGAGGUCCAUGCUGGCGGACGUGUCGACGCUACCAACAUGUGGGACGACAGGACCAUGGUGUGCGGCUUCAACACUAUCGGCCUCGAUCACGUUCCGCUUCUGGGCAACAACGUCGCCGAGAUCGCUCGGAACAAGGCGGGAAUCAUGAAGCCCGGCUGUCGCGCCUUCUCGGUUCCGCAGCUGCCCGAGGCUCGUGAGCAGUUAGAGGCCGAGGCGGCCCAUCUGGGAUGCCCCAUCACAUUCCUCGACCCUACUUAUGCGCAAGUCCCCACGGACCGGACUGAUAGGGCUGCCCUCCAGCUCCCGGCUCUGCGCGGGAAUCUUGCACUGUCCAUCGAGCUCGCCAACGCCUACUUGGAGUCUCGCUUCGAAGGGAGGCUGAGCGACGACGAUAUUGCCGAGACGAUGCGUACGUACCAGCUUCCAGGGCGCAUGCAGGUAGUCGAGGAGCCCGAAUCCCAAACCCGAUGGUACCUUGACAUUGCGCACAACGACAUCAGUAUCCCAGUGGCGCUUGACUGGUUCAUCUCCGAGGUGCGCAAGUUCGACGGCGAGGCCAGUCCGCGGCCUCGCCGCACCAGAACCCUGGUGUUUGGUCAGGCAUCCAAGCACCGCGACGCGGUGAAUCUCAUCAACGUGUUCGCACGUCACUGCCGUGCACGAGACAUCACCUUCGACCGCAUAAUCCUUUCAGCCCAUGCGAAUAUCAUCACGGGCAAGCCCAUGUUUGCGCCCGAAUCUGCCGAGGAGAUUGCUCCCUUGUGGAGAGAACUGGCGCCCGUCGAGAUCUCGCCAUCGAUUCAUGAGGCCUUGCGGUCAGCUCAAACAACAGACAAUUCGGAUGGGUCACAUGUCCUUGUUGUCGGUUCCUCGCACCUUGUGUCGUCUGCUCUGAAGAGCAUGCAAGACAAGGAGGGAUCCCCAGCCUGAACAGGCUACACUCUUUGGGAAAUGAGUUUUUGACUUGGUGAAUGCCGUCACUUCGCGUCUAUAAUUCUCGAGAAGCAGAUGAACUUGGCCCAGGGGAUGAGCUGCAUUCGCACUUGCCGGGAAUUCUAGUGAGCUUGGGUUGGGUUGGUGUAGGGGCUCCUUCACUGUCACGAUGCCGACUUGGAAUAUCUCCCAGGCCUUUGGCUGGCUGAAGCGCUUGGGCUAACGGAUCGACACUUCAGCGCUAAAGUGCGUUUGGCAGGAGUCGUCCAGAUGGCUUCCAGGCGAAUCUUUACUGUUCACAUGGUCACACAGCGGCGUUGAAUCUUGCCGAGCAGCUGAUGAUGCUAUCCUCGCCUCGUAGCCCCUCUCGGUUGAAAAUCACUAGAAUAGCAACUGCAGACUCUCCGUUUCCAGCUCCGGUUAGCUGUGAC